Messenger RNA from Camelina sativa (false flax), 768 nucleotides. NCBI's taxonomy places the organism in Eukaryota, Viridiplantae, Streptophyta, Magnoliopsida, Brassicales, Brassicaceae. The record is from RefSeq and is a predicted model, not a curated record.
CCUUGAACGCAAAGGAAGUUUCUUCGUUGGAAAACGCUGUCUCCAAUUCACAUCUCUCUCUCCCUCUUUCUCUGUACAUAACAUACGUAUAAGUGUAUAUAUAUUAACACUAUAUUUCCUCUGUACACUCCCUUCGAUGGUCCUAUGAUCUUUAAUCUCCAUGGCCAAAAGUAAAGUCUCACGUGUCUUAGGGUUUCUUCUACGGAUCUCUCUUCUUCUUCUCUUCGUCUCUAUUUCUUCUCUAUUUGUUAGUUUCAGCUCUAUUUCUUCUCCGGUUAUUAUCUCAACGCCCUUUUACUACCAGCCGGGAAGAAGAGCUUUGGCGAUGAAAGAGUUUGACUUCACACCGUUCUUGAAAGAUCUUCAACGGAGUAAUCAUCAUCGGAAAGUAUCUCCCCCAGGAGGAUCAGAGAUCGACCCGAGAUAUGGAGUUGAGAAACGGCUUGUCCCAUCUGGUCCAAACCCUUUGCACCACUGAUUGUCUUCUUAUUUUUUCCUUUUAAUUAUUCUUUUCCCCACAAAGAUAUAGUAAAACACGUAUAUUAAUUACUAGAAAGAUUAAUUUAUAGUACGAAGCUAAUAUUCUUUCUUGGUACGUAUAUGUUCUUGAAUUAUUUUUUCUUUCUUUUGUCAUGUGAAGUUUUUUUUUCACUGUUUAUGUAAAUGUGUAAUGAUGAAAUUUAGUCAUCUUUUUACAUAUUUGUUUUUUACUUAAAUUAUUAUUUGGAGAAUAGGUUGUAAUAAUAAUAAAACAUCAUGGUUUGAUGA